Molecule: messenger RNA, 7617 nt
Organism: Chinchilla lanigera (long-tailed chinchilla)
Lineage: Eukaryota; Metazoa; Chordata; Mammalia; Rodentia; Chinchillidae
Gene: Acvr1c
Product: activin A receptor, type IC
Exons: 8
Coding region: 76-1407 (443 amino acids)
Biological process (GO): cellular response to growth factor stimulus; activin receptor signaling pathway; protein phosphorylation
Cellular component (GO): plasma membrane; activin receptor complex
Molecular function (GO): ATP binding; activin receptor activity, type I
Source: RefSeq, a predicted model, not a curated record
UUGAAGUGUGUAUGUCUUUUGUGUGACUCUUCAAACUUUACCUGCCAAACAGAAGGAGCUUGUUGGGCCUCAGUCAUGCUAACCAAUGGAAAGGAACAGGUGAUCAAAUCCUGUGUAUCUGUCCCAGAAUUACAGGCCCAAGUCUUCUGCCAUAGUUCUAACAAUGUUACCAAAACCGAAUGCUGCUUCACAGAUUUUUGCAACAAUAUAACACUGCACCUGCCAACAGCUUCACCAGAUAGCCCCAAACUCAGAUCCAUGGAGCUGACCAUUGUUAUCACUGUGCCUGUCUGCCUCCUGUCUGUGCUGGCCAUGCUGACAAUAUGGGCACGCCAGGGCCGACAGUGCGGCUACCGGAGGACAAACAGGCACAACGUGGAGGAGCCGCUCUCUGAGUGCAACCUGGUAAAUGCUGGAAAAACGCUUAAAGAUCUGAUUUAUGAUGUGACCGCCUCUGGUUCUGGCUCUGGUCUGCCUCUCCUGGUUCAGAGAACAAUUGCAAGGACAAUUGUACUUCAAGAAAUAGUAGGAAAGGGUAGAUUUGGUGAGGUGUGGCAUGGAAGAUGGUGUGGGGAAGAUGUGGCUGUGAAAAUAUUCUCCUCCAGAGAUGAAAGAUCUUGGUUUCGUGAGGCAGAAAUUUAUCAGACAGUUAUGCUUCGACACGAAAACAUCCUUGGUUUCAUCGCUGCUGAUAACAAAGAUAAUGGAACUUGGACUCAGCUUUGGCUUGUAUCUGAGUAUCAUGAACAGGGCUCCUUAUAUGACUAUCUGAAUAGAAAUGUGGUCACGGCAGCCGGAAUGAUCAAACUGGCACUUUCAAUAGCUAGUGGCCUGGCACACCUCCACAUGGAGAUUGUUGGUACGCAAGGAAAACCUGCUAUUGCUCAUCGAGACAUAAAGUCAAAGAAUAUCUUAGUGAAAAAAUGUGAGACUUGUGCCAUAGCAGACUUAGGGUUGGCUGUGAAGCAUGAUUCCAUUCUGAACACGAUAGACAUACCUCAAAAUCCUAAAGUGGGAACCAAGAGGUACAUGGCUCCCGAAAUGCUUGAUGAUACAAUGAAUGUCAAUAUUUUCGAAUCCUUCAAACGAGCUGAUAUCUAUUCUGUUGGUCUGGUUUACUGGGAAAUAGCCCGAAGGUGUUCAAUUGGAGGAAUUGUUGAGGAGUACCAGUUGCCUUAUUAUGAUAUGGUGCCUUCAGAUCCCUCCAUAGAGGAGAUGAGGAAAGUUGUCUGUGAUCAGAAAUUUCGACCAAGUAUCCCAAACCAGUGGCAAAGCUGUGAAGCACUCCGUGUCAUGGGGAGGAUAAUGCGCGAGUGCUGGUAUGCCAACGGGGCAGCACGCCUAACUGCCCUUCGGAUUAAGAAGACUAUUUCUCAACUUUGUGUCAAAGAAGAUUGCAAAGCUUGAUGAUAAUCCUGCCACAAAGAAACUUCUCACAGCAUUCUUUCCCAUUUUCCCUCUUUAUGUGAAUGUUCUUGCCAUUUUCUUUCUCCUUUGUCCUUUUGGUUCUACCUCAAAGAUAAUGCAGUACAGUAUUUAAGUGCCCAAAGGCAGUGUGAAAAAAUAGCUCUAAAGUUAAGCUUGGGCAGGAGCUGACUUUAUUCAUCCUCCUUGUUGACUUUAAGUUUGUUUUGAAAAGUGAUACAUGAACUCAUCGUUUUAUUUAAUGAGAAAAAUAUUAUAAAAGUGUAAAAUAAGCUAUAUAAAAUAAGUCAUUAAAGAUUUUGUUUUACUUGAACCAACAGCACAUGAAUGAAUAGAAAAAAGUAAAAUAUAUUUUCCUCAGAAGAAAAAUAGUCAUUAAAAAUGUGAACUAGAGCUAUAGUUAAAUAUCUCUUUAGAUCAUGCCAUUUAUGGUUUCCUUUGUUAAAAUUAUUAAUAUUCUUUUAAAAAAUAAAUAGUGCUCUGACGUUUAGUAUAUAAAACAUCACAUAAUGGUGGAGCUGCUUGGUGAAAUAAGGAAGUGGGAGUAGAGUCCCACUUGCUUGGUUUCGCCUCUCCAUUCUCCUGUUCUUCAUCACCCACUACUGCAACAGUCCGUAAAGCAAAUACUUUGAAAGACACUAAACUUAUUACUUCCUCUCACUUGCUGACGAGACACCUGACAUCUUGAAAUACUAAAAAAAGUACUGAAGUCAUUCAGCUAACGGCACAGUUGGCAAUAGCCCAGAUCUUGUGACAAUCAGCACUGAAGAGUUAGCCAGCCUCUUGCUUUUUCUUGAUUCUCAUAGUGCUUUUCUCCUUAUGCAGAAAUAUCUUCACUACGAUAUUUAUAGUUUAGUCAUAUAGAAUAUAUAUUGAAUUAUUUUACAGAGUUAUGAUUGACCUGCAUGAAAUUUUAGAAGCGCAUCUAUUAGAUAUGGCACUUUCCUCAUAGAAAUGUAAUAGUUACUUUGCUUGUUAAUGACUGUGAGUUUCUGUACACUUCCAAAGACUAACUAAACCCGAAUAUCUAGUGUCUGGAGAUGUCUUAAGAUGCAAUUCACAAGUCAUAUUACUUUUGUACAUACAAAGUUAGAAGAAAAGGAUAGGAAGGGGAGAGGAAGCAAAGAAAUAUUUUGAGAGAAAUUUUAGAAACUUCAAAAUGUGUAACAACCAGAUGCUGGAGUAUCAGACACAGUGAAUGGCUAUUUCCCUAACCUUUCAAAAUGAGCAGAUGGGUGCGGAGCAAUGCUUGUGAUAGUCUUUCUCCAUUGUACUUUUUGUGGCAACAGAGUGAUGAAUAUUUAAUGAGAUGCUAAAUAUUUCCAUCAAGUAUAUAAUGCUGCUUUGGUGAUGGAGAUUUUACAUGUUGUCUUUUAUUUUUCUAAAAUGUUGCUUCCCAAACUUUCUUCCGUAGAAAAUUGUUCUGCUGAGGUGACCCACAAACAAAAAUAUUCUUCGAUAGCUUCUUAGAAAGUGAUACUUGAACACUAGCAUGUGCUUUGAGAAGUUUAGCAGUAAAAACCUAUUACUUGAUUUUUUUAAAAAAAAACUGGAUUUAUCAAAUUAUUUGGCCACAGUAGAACCUGUUUAUUAAGGGAAGAGGAAAGAUUUUACUGUCUCACAUAUAAGUGUUCUACAAAGUACAAGUUGGGUGACAGUGUUAUGUAUUUUCAUAUAAAGCACAGUUCAGUGACUAUACUUCAGUCCACUAUGGAAAUAUGUUACUGAAUCCAUCUUCAUUUGAUUCAGUUGAGAUAGGAAAGAAAACAAACUGACAGCGGUGGGGAUGCUUUCAUUCUCAUUUAUGCAUUCCUCCAUUUAUGAAAUAAUCAUGGAGUACCCCAUGUCUUGCUUGCCACAACAUUGGGCACAAGGGGGAAUAAAAAGAUAGAUAAGUCCUGCACUCAGAGAUUUUAAAAUCUAAUUUGGGAAUGGGAAAAGUGAUAUGAGUAUGUGGGAAGAAAGUAAAUUGACAGAUAAAAUGCAUCGAGCUAUGUAUAACAGUGGUUUUAAAGAAUAGGUGUGAAAAUCACUUUAUAUUUGCAACACAUUUAGAAAGUGUUUUUAUUUGCAUAUUAGAGUAUCUUUAUUUGGAUAUUAGAGCCUAAAUAGAUCACCAGUUUUAAAAAGGAUUUUAAAAAGAGCUUAUGUGAAGGAGUAAACUUGUUUAUACUUAUUACUUUAUUUCUCAUAGACUGUUUUUGCAUAUAAGAGAAUGAAAUUAUUUAUUUACUAUGGUCUUACUGUAGUCUCAAAUGAGAAUAAUGUUUAUUGUUUUAUUCAUGUAUGUUGGAUAAAUACACUCACUGAAUUUUUAAGAGAGGAUGUUUUAAUGUUGCUAUUUUAUUUCUCAUUGUUUUAUAAUUUAUUUGAGAGUGUAUAAUAUAAUCUCAUAUUUUGCUGAUUUACCUUUCACUCUUUGUAAAUCUAUACAUUGGUACUUUUUGACAUACAAUAUUUUGUUUGUUAGCAAUGACUCCUAACUGAAUCAUCUUGUACUUCAAUUUUGUAAUAUGUUUUAGGUAGACCAACAAAUGUGAUAAGGAAAAUAUUAAAAGUUAUAAGUUUUCCUUAACUCUCAACAUGACUAUACAAAGAAAAUGUUCACUUAUAAAAAUAGGAUAAAGUUUAGAAUGUCAGAUUUUCUGUACAUACCUAUGCUGUUAAAUUUUAUAUGAUUUGUUUUUGAUGAUGUCCCAUUGUGUAAUAUUUAUUACUUUUCAGAUUUGUUAUUAGCGAAGCAAUUCUUCAUAGGUUAGGUUCAGAAUAUCAGUGUUUUUACUCAUUUCAGUUAUUUUGGCUUUUGGACAUGAUACAAAGCUUGGGAAAAUGUGAUUAUGAAUUUUCAGUACUGUAUAAAGAGGUAAUAAGAUUUAUGUGCAGCAUCAGUCUCUGAAAGUAAGAGAAACAUUAUUUGUUGUCAAUAUUUAAGCAUGGCCUUAUUACCUUGUAAGUUACGUGUUUAAGUUUGUAAUUGGUGCAGAUUCUGUUGUAUGCAUUCUUGUAUGUCUAAAAUAUUUGGCAUGUCAUAUCUAGAAUUCUUAAUUAUGUUCUGACUUGAGAGUUAAGUGAAACAUGACUGUCGUGCACUAUUUUAGGCAUAGCACUUGCUUUUCAUCUUUAUACUUUCAAUUAACUUUGCAUUUUAAAUUUCCAUGAUUGUAUGAAAAUAGUAACUUGGGUGCAGUAUCUGAAGAAUUCAAAAUCAGCUUUUCUUUUAAAAUGAAAGUCUACAAUAGAUUCCUUAGGUUAGAAGUUCUACUCUAAUUUAUUAUUUUAUAACUUCUACUAUUGUAGAAUUAUUAACAGAAAGAAAAUGAAACUACUUUCUUGGAAUUUUGCCACGGUGUGACUUACUGCAGCAGAAGGAACUCAGGGCUGUCCUGGAGACCACCCCUAAACACCGGCAGCCUGCGCGGCCAGGCUCUUGAAAUCAAGGAGCUGACCGACCUUGCCGUCAUGUGCUGUGCAACUUAAAUCACCUGUCAGGGAAUAGUUUUUGAUUGAUUAUUUGGUUAAACAAAUUUAUUUAAAUUGUGGAAAUUUUAUUUCCCAUGAAGAAAUCAAGUAAAAGUAGCAAAUGAAUAGAAGUUGGCAGUUGAUGUCUUCAAUAAUUUUUCCUUUAUGUAAGUUUAUAAAUAUAACAUUAUAAGCUAUUUAGAAAUGUUUGGUAUUAGUAUCUUAAAAUAGGGUCAGAUUUUUUUGACGAUACCUUUAGUCUCUUUUUGUGUGUGUGAAACUUAACCCUUCUCUGUUUGAUAAUAUUUUGUUCUAUCCAUGUACUAAUACCUACUUGAACUUUAUUCACUAUUUUACUUAAGACAGUGAACCCUCUGACUGAGGGCUUCUAAUCAGAAAAACACCAACAGAAAUAUAAAACUUUUACUAAAAUUGUGGGUAUUAAGAAUUUCUAUAAUAUAACCAGCUUUCUAAAGCAUUUUAAUGAAAUAUUCAGUUAUUUGACGUUCUUCCCCCCAGCUUCCUUUUUAUUUCAUUAUUUUCUCACUUCCUUUAAAAAUACUUCUUCAUUAACCUUCAAAAUUAUUAGUUCCUAAUUUUAGUACAUAAGUUCUUUACUUAAUUAUUCUGAAAUUUUAACCUUUUCAUUAAAAGCUAUCCCUAAGUUACCUAAAUUAUUUAUCAUAUGUCACAGCCAAAUAUGAAAACCAGAACUUUUAGGAAUUGAAGAACCUAAGAGAUUUUGUGACUUGACUCCAAUGUCGUACAGAGGAAGAAACCAGAGGUCAGAGAUUAAAUGAGUUAUUUCAGAAACCCAGGGGCGAUACCUGCAACUGUGCCCUGCUCAACUUCUACUAGUUAAAAAAUUAGUUAACAUGCAUCUGAACUUACCUUGAUUAUACACUCACAUAAAUGUGCCAUCUAAAGAUGAUGAUGAAAUUCUACUUUUCUCUGUGUUUCUACUUAAUUUUCUCAAGAUAAAAUAAUUUGCUUAGUGAGAAAAACAUGACAAAGAAAGAGAUUUGAAAUGAUUGUCAUGCUAGAUAGGCAGCCACUGAGUGCUCAUGAGUGCAGUUUAAGGGUGCUGAGAGGGCAGACGUUCAGUCCAAGUAAGGACUGGAUAAGUUUCAUGACUUUGCCGAUUCCCCUUUCUCUAGGGGAUGUCUUCUCUUUAUGCUCCGGAUGGCUUGGAAGGUGAUUUGGUAGAUGAAUUUUGGACUAUGUCCAGUGACAUAUUAUCUGACUUUUUUUCUUUUCUCAGUUUUAUCUUCAGUAUUCAUUUUCUUUCAGCACAUUAAAAAACAAUUUCUGGAUUUCAUCAACUCUAACUUCAUGAUUCUUGUCUCUCUUUAGUUGUACUCUAACCCUGUCCAGAUUGUUACACACUGGACUUCUUAACAAGAUAUUAAUUUUCUCACUCAUGUAUGAGAGGUUUCGCCUCAUAACUUCACCAGUAAUUAUUCUCUCGGCACUAUAAAAAGUGUUCUGUUAAUGGCAGAGAUGACUUUCUUUUAAACUUUAAAAAGAUUGUCUGGUUAUAUUCUAACUUUUAACUAACAUAUAAAUAUUGUCUACUUUUGAUUUAAUGCUAAAUUCCAAUUGAAACAGUGACUUGGAGAGAGAAUGGAAUAUAUGUCCCAUAACAUGACUGCUAAAAUUACUUUUGCUAUAUUUAAUACUAUUGCUUUGUUUUCCUUUUGCCAUCUUUUAAAACCAAACCAUUGUGCCAUAUGAUUUGGAAUAUAAUGUUAUAUUGUAAUUAGAUAAUAAUCCCCUUUAAAAAUUCAUCUAUUAAAAAGCUGUAGGAUAUGUCUCUAGUUCAGUUGUAGGUGAAUAUACCUUUUGGGAAAAUAUGAGUUCUAGCUCAUCCUAAUUUUAAUAUUGUCAGAUAUGACCACAUUUUCUGAUAAUCAGCUCCAUGUUAAAGUAGCAGAAGAUUUUCCAUCCACAUACAACAGUUUUAACUGCAAGACUUUUACCCAGAGCUUUAUGAACUCUGAUUAAUAUAUGUAGUGAGGAUCUGAGAAUAGUAGAUUAGGUACACUGUCACAGGAUGAAAUUGGGCAUAUUGUGCUAUACAAAAAUACUCCCAGCUACAGGGAAGGUAGGGGCUGAAAUGUCUGCAAUUGGCUCUUUGAAAGAGGAAACACAUUUUUAAUUGGUAGAAAAGAACCUUAUGUAUAUAUUUUCAAAAAAUGGCCCUGCUUAUAAAUCUUCAGAAAAUUGGAAUUCAAAAUUCAAAAUGGUUCUUAAUAACUGCAAUUUGAACAGACAAUUUAGGAGAAAAAGUUGUUUUGGCUUUUCAUCCUAGCAUCUAAAAGAGCAGGUAAGGUUAGAUGUUAGACCUGCUGGUUUAAAUUUUCUACCCUGACACUUGCAGAAAGUUACACAGACUGUGAUUUUGAUGUUUUCAUUCAUACUGAACCUGUUCAUUGACUUAUGAAACAAGAUUGUGUGCCCAGGUUCUGUCCAGAAAUAUAUAAAUUGAGAGUCAUCAAAAUUUCUAGUUUCUCCAUAGGCUAAGCAAUAGUAUUUGAGCACUUUUAAAGACCCAAUACUUUCCUUCUCUCUACAAAAUAUUAAAUUCUAGUUCAUUUCCACAAUGACUAGUGUCAAGCUCACAUACUGUUCCGAUCUUAGACUGAAUAAGAUUAUUCAAACCUGUUUUGUUUCAUGCUUUAAAAUGCCCCAGAAACAGAAAAUUAGACUCAGAUCUAAAAAAAAAAAAAAAAA